Messenger RNA from Paramormyrops kingsleyae, 2817 nucleotides. It is a transcript of the gene camk2n1b, whose product is annotated as calcium/calmodulin-dependent protein kinase II inhibitor 1b. Gene Ontology annotation, biological process: negative regulation of protein kinase activity. Gene Ontology annotation, molecular function: protein kinase binding; calcium-dependent protein kinase inhibitor activity. Lineage: Eukaryota; Metazoa; Chordata; Actinopteri; Osteoglossiformes; Mormyridae. The record is from RefSeq and is a predicted model, not a curated record.
ACAAAAUUAAUUGCGCUUAAGUAAUAUAUUUAAAGACAGUAAACACAAUGAUUUAGGGUCUGCGUUGCAUGAUUGUCUAACACUUUUGUGCCUGAUUUAAAGGAAUAAUUAAGACGCGCAAAAUCUGUUUUUGAUAAUGCAUGAACGGUAUUUCUGUUCACAAAAAUUACGAGAACUGUUUUUAUAACCGGUUAUCAUGAAAAUAUGAAAAUACGGCAACAAAGGAUAUACGCUGAUGUAAAAGCACGUACAUGAACACUGGCAUGUAAGAGAUUGUAUUACCGUCAUACUGAAAAUUUCUCCACAACCGCGAUUAUUGCAAACUUAAGUCUGAAUUUGUGAAUCUAUAAUAAAAUCCCAGAUGUUUUGUGAUUCUGCAUUAACGUACGCUUGGUAAUGGUAGAGUUAGUAAUAGUGAGUCGUAGUUGUUGAAGGGAUUGUUACUGUAAUGUGUUUUUCAGCAGAUGAGGGUACUUUCACUGUAUGAAAAAGGUGCAUAGUGAGAUAUUUUACGGGGUGCAAAAGUGUAAAGUAAAAAUUUGUAUACAUGUAUUCAAAUUAAAAUAUUGAAUAAGUAUCAUUAUUAUAAGCUAUUGAGUGUAAGGACGAUAUGACCAGAAGAGGGAGCUAUUACACUAUUACCGUCUGAAAGCGCUUUUUAAACCUAGGGUGGGGAAAAUACUUACGUAUUAUCUGUAUUCAGACUACAGGUACACUUUCUGGCAGAAUUACACAAAAUAAUACCUUGUCUGAUAUAUUGUAUUUAGGUAAAGUAAAAUAUCGAUAUAAAGAAAACUCACCAAAAUAUUUAGCAAAUGCUAUUAAUAACUAUUCUUCAAGAAUAUAAUAAAAAUUGAAAUACGUCAUUCUCUGUGUAUAUAUCUGUGUAUAAAACCGCCAAUAAUACCGUACAAAUAGAGUAGUCUACCAACAAACGUGUUAUUACUUUGUAAGGUUAUGUUCAAUGUUUAUCUUAUUAAUUAUUUAUUUGUUUGUUUCUUUCAUGAGACAGUGGAGCUACCAUGUAAUUACCCAAAUAUCCGCCUAGUAUUUGUCCAGACUUGUGUGUUAAGUACAAUUCAGCAUUUUAAACAUUGGUUUGCUGUCUUGAAAUAUACUGGAUUCUAUUAUCAGAAGGCAGUUUCCCUACUUCAGACUCGGCCACCCAGGGGAACACCCACACUUCAACCAAUAUAUCAGGCUGGUCGGCUGCGUGCGCUCCGAUCCGGUGAGUUUUCCGUAUGUUGUAGUGCUGAAAUAAUCAUUUUGCAACUUACCAGCGCGAGUCUUUUCGCUAAAAAAAAACGAACUGUAUCAAUCGGCUUACACGCAUUUUACUAACUUUAUCUUUCCGCAUCGAUUUAGGAUAUUCCCAUCUCAUGCUGUAUAAAUCUACAAUAUUUUUCUUGAACAAGGACGGGCAGCUUUGGGAACGCCUUCUUGAACUAUAAGACGUGUCGAGUGUUUGGUGGUGGGGGAGACAUCAUGUCGGAUGUAUUACCCUACAACGAGGAGAAAAUAACUCACUAUGGCGAUGACGAGGACGUGGGGCAGAUCUCCAUCACCUGUCGUCUGCAGGAUACUAAUAACUUCUUCGGGGCUGCCCAGAAUAAAAGGCCCCCUAAACUCGGCCAGAUUGGAAGAAGUAAACGAGUUGUCAUCGAGGAUGACAACAUCGACGAUGUUCUGAAAAACAAAACAGAGAAAACGCAGACAGGUGUCUAAAGUGAUCCAAAGACGUUGAUUAGAGGAGAUUGGUAACCAUGCGUCACCCUCACUUUUGGCAAAAAAAACAGUACUUUGAAAUCAAUCACAAAAAUGGGCUGCAGUCCACAUUAGUCCUUUUGCAGGCUUGUGAACAGUAAAGGCGGAACAUUUUCUGUCUGAUGGUGCGUAAUGAAAGUCUUAUCGAUUGAUCUUAACCCAUCCAGAUGUGCAGAGGCAUGAAAAUGGAAUUGUGUCCCCAGAUUUAGAGCCAGUAUUGUACAGGUCAUAGCAUGGGAAGAAGGAGAACGAUACAGAUAAGCACACCAUGUAUCUUAAUCCCUUUGUAUUCUUCUCUUGUACCCUGGCUAAAGAUGAGCACUUUGUUUACUUUGUAUUUUUGCAAAAAAAAUAGUCAUCCUUUUUUUUUUUUUUUUUUUUUUUUGAUGCACAAUGGAUGUAAAACGCUUUUUGAUGUUGUUCACCUGUACAAAUAGAUCAUUUAUUAACUUUUGGAUACCUAUUUUGCAGUGCUGAAGGAUGGAACAACGUUUUAUAUAGAAUGAAAAAUUAAGGUGUUACUUUUUUAUUAUGAAUUUGAUGUUGCUUGAUUUCUAUUUUGUUGUUGCUAUAAACUGCCUGCUCAUUUGAAAGUGAGAAGCUGUUUUUGUUACCCAGCUAUUUAUAGAAUACCUGGUCUCAUUUCUCUUUUUGGUAAAAGUGUUUAUCAUUACUCUUUCUGAAUGAAUAAGUAUAUUUUGGGUAUAUUUUAUUGAACAUAAUCAUACCUGUGCCAAAUAUCUCGGGAGGUUCCAGUCAGCUUGACUCUCCGUACUCUGAGUAAAUGUAAUAUUUUUUGUUAAUGUUUUGUUGCCCGUCAUGUUUACGUUCCAGGGUCUUCAUAAUGGUGAAGUAUCAGCUUUUGCAUGAAACAGGCAAAGUUGCCUAUUGCACCUGUGAAACUGGUAAACUAUCAAAUAUCUUGUUUGCAACUUCAGAUGACCGACCUCAAGAACCCUCUUUAAUUGAUAUUGUGUAUGUUGCACUUUGAACUCACUGAAUAGGGCUAUUUCUGCAAUGUACAAAAACAACAUUAAAAUUAUUCAAAACCAA